This is a messenger RNA of Ochotona curzoniae (black-lipped pika), 570 nucleotides long. RefSeq names its product ovo like zinc finger 3 (gene OVOL3). NCBI's taxonomy places the organism in Eukaryota, Metazoa, Chordata, Mammalia, Lagomorpha, Ochotonidae. The record is from RefSeq and is a predicted model, not a curated record. Gene Ontology annotation, biological process: epidermal cell differentiation; regulation of transcription by RNA polymerase II. Gene Ontology annotation, cellular component: nucleus. Bases 1 to 570 code for a protein of 189 amino acids. Gene Ontology annotation, molecular function: RNA polymerase II cis-regulatory region sequence-specific DNA binding; DNA-binding transcription factor activity, RNA polymerase II-specific. The transcript is spliced from 4 exons.
AUGCCCCGAGCCUUCUUGGUCAGGAGCAGGCGUGUGCAGCCACCCAACUGGGGCCACCUGCCUGACCAGCUCCGGGGCGAUGCCUAUGUGCCAGACUGCAGCAGCCUGGGGGUGCUGCCGCCACGCCAGCCCUCCGGCCUCGUGGACUCCUGGGCAGCGCCCACACAGGGCACCUUGGCCUCUGCUCCCAGAGGCCCUGGGACACUCGGCUGUCCACUCUGCCCCAAGGCCUUCCCGCUGCAGCGCAUGCUGACACGCCACCUCAAAUGCCACAGCCCGGCCCGGCGCCAUGUAUGCCGCUGUUGUGGCAAAGGCUUUCAUGAUGCCUUUGAUCUCAAGCGUCACAUGAGGACUCACACUGGGAUCCGGCCCUUCCGCUGCGGCGCUUGCGGGAAGGCGUUCACCCAGCGCUGCUCCCUGGAAGCGCACCUGGCCAAGGUGCAUGGCCAGCCAGCCAGCUACGCCUACCGCGAGCGCCGGGAGAAGCUGCACGUGUGCGAGGACUGCGGCUUCACCAGCUCCAGGCCGGAGGCCUACGCGCAGCACCGCGCCCUGCACCGCCCUGUCUGA